UGCAGCUGAACGCUUACAGUAGACGCGUCGCGCAGCGGAGCAGACACACGCUCCUGAGGAAUAGCAGCUUGAUGGCUAAUCACCUCAUACAGAUCAAUGACUCCUCCACCGCUGUCAUUCGAUUCGCGCGGAAAGGAGCUCUGCGUCAGAAGAACGUGCAUGAAGUUAAAAACCAUAAAUUCACCGCUCGAUUCUUCAAGCAGCCCACAUUCUGCAGCCACUGUACCGACUUUAUCUGGGGAUUUGGAAAGCAAGGCUUCCAGUGCCAAGUGUGCUGUUUUGUGGUCCACAAAAGGUGCCAUGAGUUUGUUUCCUUCUCCUGUCCUGGGGCCGACAAGGGCCCUGACACAGAUGACCCCAGAAGCAAGCACAAGUUUAAAAUCCACAGCUACGGCAGUCCCACCUUCUGCGAUCACUGUGGCUCACUGCUGUACGGACUCAUACACCAGGGGAUGAAAUGCGACACAUGUGACAUGAACGUUCACAAGCAGUGUGUGAUGAAUGUGCCGAGUCUAUGCGGGACAGAUCACACAGAGCGUCGAGGAAGACUCUUCCUUAAGAUUGAGGUCAGCGGAGACAAACUUCAUGUCACAGUGGGUGAGGCCAGAAAUCUGAUUCCCAUGGACCCCAAUGGACUGUCAGAUCCAUACGUGAAACUCAAGCUCAUCCCAGACCCCAAGAACGAGACCAAACAGAAGACAAGAACCAUCCGCUCCUCACUGAACCCCACCUGGAACGAGUCCUUCAUUUUUAAGUUAAAGGUGUCUGAUAAGGAGCGGCGUUUGUCGGUGGAGGUGUGGGACUGGGACAGAACAACUCGGAAUGAUUUCAUGGGCUCCAUGUCGUUUGGUGUGUCUGAACUGAUCAAAACUCCUGUAUGUGGCUGGUAUAAGAUGUUGAACCAGGAGGAGGGUGAGUACUAUAACGUUCCCAUCCCAGAGGAGAACGACAUCAACCUGGAGCUGCGGCAGAAGUUUGAAGCCUGUCAUCUCAAUAUCCACUUCCUGAAGAAAGCCCGGCUUGGUCCAGGGAAGAAAGUCAUCACACCCACUGAUCACCGGCGCUUCAGUUUACCAUCCGGAAACAUUGACAGAGUCCAACUCAAUGACUUCCAUUUCCUGGCUCUUCUCGGCAAAGGCAGUUUUGGGAAGGUGAUGUUGGCGGAGAUGAAAUCCACUGAGGAGCUGUAUGCUAUUAAAAUCUUGAAGAAGGAUGUGGUGAUCCAGGACGAUGAUGUUGAGUGCACAAUGGUGGAGAAGAGAGUGCUGGUCCAGAGAAAAAAGCCGCCAUUCCUCACUCAACUGCAUUCAUGCUUCCAGACUGUGGAUCGCCUGUACUUUGUAAUGGAGUACAUUAAUGGAGGAGACCUGAUGUAUCACAUCCAGCAAGUGGGCAAGUUCAAGGAGCCUCAAGCCGUAUUCUAUGCAGCAGAGAUUGCUGUAGGAUUGUUCUUUCUCCAUAGGAAGGGAAUUAUUUACAGGGAUCUGAAGUUGGAUAAUGUGAUGUUGGAUUCUGAGGGUCACAUUAAGAUCGCAGACUUUGGCAUGUGUAAGGAGAACAUGUUUGAGGGCAUGACGACGCGCACCUUCUGCGGAACGCCCGAUUACAUUGCCCCAGAGAUUAUCGCGUAUCAGCCAUACAGUAAAUCAGUGGACUGGUGGGCAUACGGCGUCCUCCUCUACGAGAUGCUGGCUGGGCAGCCUCCAUUUGAUGGAGAGGACGAGGAUGAACUGUUUCAAUCUAUAAUGGAGCACAACGUGUCCUACCCCAAAUCCCUCUCUAAAGAGGCAGUGUCCAUCUGUAAAGGGCUGAUGACGAAGCACCCGUCAAAGCGUCUGGGUUGCAGUCCAGAGGGUGAAAGAGAUAUAAAGGAGCAGGCUUUCUUCCGCAGAAUUGACUGGGAACGACUGGCAAACAGAGAGAUCCAACCACCAUUCAAACCCAAAGUGUGCGGAAAAGCAGCGGAGAACUUUGACAAAUUCUUCACACGUACUCAGCCCAUGCUGACUCCUCCAGACCAACUGGUCAUAGCCAACAUUGACCAGAGCGAAUUUUCUGGAUUCUCGUUUAUAAAUCCGGAGUUCAUCCACCCGGCAUCGUUUCACAGUGUGGUAUGAGGCGACUCGAUGAAGAAGUGGAUCGUCUGAUCAGCUCAAACUACCAGUCGCAUCAACAUUAUUUAUGAGCUCACCAAAUUUUUGUACACUGUUGAAUACCCUUUAUCUGAACUGAGGGGGGCUAGAUCAGGGGUUGUUAUAUCAAAAGAUUAUGUGUCCACAUUCACACUUUGAGGGCAAUACCUAAUGUAGAUCAUAUAGGCUUUGAUCCAAAACCUACUGAGCUGCCUAUAGUGUUGUUAACUGUCCCGUAUUAUGAUUUGAAUCAGACUUCAAAGAAACCACUUAAGACCCCUAGCGAUCACAUCAGGCAAGUUCAACACCCAUUAGACCUUAUCAGAUCUCCAAGAAUCCACCUCAGAUCACAUUAGAACACCUAGAGGCUAUAUCAGACCAGUUCAGAUCCCAUUAGAUCUCAUUAAAAACCCUAGAAAGCACAGACCACUUCAGACCCUGUAAGACCAAAUCUGUCCCAAAUAGACCUCAUCAGACCUUAAAAAAAAAAUCCAGACCCCAUUAGACCAAUUUAAAUCCUAUUAGACCUCAUCAGACCUUCAAUAAACCACUUCAGACUACAUUAGACCAAAUAAGAACCCCUAGAGACCCUGUUACACCACUUUAGAUCCCAUUAGACCUCAUCAGACCCCCAAGAAACUAAAUCAGACCCCAAUAGUAGAAUGCACAGUAAUAGCAAACCCACAAAAUGCCUUAAUCUAUUUUGUUACAGAACCCCUAGAGUCUACAUCAGACCACAUUAGACCUAUCCAUUCAUCCAUCCAUCCAUCCAUCAAUCUAUCUUUUACUAUUACGAAGGCUUUAUCAAGCCGACAUCAAAGUUUCUCUUGGCGAAAUGUACCUGUCUACAGUAAUUUGUGUAUGGUGUUGUUAUCUUAGCAUCACUCUAAUAUCAUGUCUCCCGUGAGGAGUGAGUAUUUGUGUGGUACGUGGAGUUGGUACCUGUGUAGAGUGUUUCAAAUCAGUCACUUAUGAGGUCCUAUGUAGACAUUAGACAUAAAGGCAGUUCACUAUGGUUUGGAACAGAGCUAAAAUGUGCUGUAUGUCCUCAUAGCAAUGAUAGUUUGUCUAACGCCUGUGUAAAGAUAGAUGUUGUGUGCAGGCCAAAGACCAGAGUUUUUACAAAGCUUCUAUAUUUUUGGAUGGUGGAAAUGGUCAACAAUCCCUUGUUCCAGACCUCAAAUUUGUUGUCUGUGCAGCAUGCUUGACAUAAAGCAGGUUUUUGUGUCCCUUACUUAUAUCCUCUCUACUGCCAUUUCUAUUGUUCCUGAAUUAUAUAUUUGUAAAUCUUGUGAUAGGAGUGCCAAAAUAUAUUUAGCUCUAUGUAUGCAUAUUGAUUUCUUAUUAUAUCUUUUGCUGAUGUCCCAUAACUUGACCUGGACUGACACCUCGCUCCCGGAGUUUUAGCAUGACAGCUUCUGAACCAAUCGUUGCCCGCUUGCCUGACUGAACAUACACAGACGUGUACAGUAUCUCUUGAUCUAAAUGUACAAAUUGUGAUACAGUGUGAUUCUUCAUUGGUAACAGGCAGACCCACCCUUACAAAAAAUCUAGAGUUGCUGCAAACUUGCUGCAAGUUCGCCACUCAUUCAUUUUCACAUGCAAAUGAGAUUUGCUGAAAACUCUUCAUUGUCGCCAAAGAUUUGCUGCAGGUUCAACACUACUGGUGGAGAGCUGAAAAAUUCUGGCAAGCAUUUGCACGAAAAACAAGCUCAUAUAAAGGUGGAGAAUUUGUGGCAAGUUUGCAGCAAUUUUGCGACAACUCUAGAUUUUUUGUAAGGGUACACGUAAUCUGCAUCUGUAAAACUCAGGAGAAAGCUCUUUAUCCACAGAAUUGGAAAGCCAAUCAUUCACAAUGUUUGACAAAUCACCUGCCCAUUGUUUGUUAGGUUAUUAAAUAUGUCUGUCUGUCUGCCUGUCUGUCUGUCUGUCUAUCUAUCUGUCUGUCUGUCUAUCUGUCUGUCUAUCUAUCUAUCUAUCUAUUGUAUAAAUAUAUUUAUAACAUUGAUAGAUAGAUAGACAGACAGACAGACAGACAGACAGAUAGAUAGAUACAAUAUAAAUGGUUUAUAUACAUAACUGUAUUUAUUUUUCAGGAAGGGGAUCCGUUGCAAUGAGAUCAUCAUAUUGGGUGUCCUUUGUAUGGAAAAGUCUGAAAACCCCUGUUCUAAGCAAAACAUUUUCUUUAAUAUUGGUGUGAAAAAUGACCCUGACAUGUUUUGGAGACAUUUACCAAGGGGUUAUUUUCAUAUAAAUCAAGCUCAAUGCAAUCUACAGUCUCAUCAUGCACUUAAUUCCCUUUUUGUGAAUCAUCUUGGAGUGGGAUGGGGGUUCUGACCACUAUUAUGCUGAAGGUCUCCGCAUCUCUGGUAGCGUGCAGCCAAGUGUUUGUCUUUUGAGAAAUACUCUUGGUGUUAAACUACAUGUUCUACAGUUCUCAUCAAAUUGAGCUUUCCAGUAUAUAUAAAGAUAUAUCAUAUCUUUUUAGCUCAUAGUUUAUGAUCAUCUUGCAUUUCCACUCUGUGACUACUUUAACGUAGAGCGCUACAGUAUGUUUACUGUUACACUAUUUACCACAUUUUUGUACAUACAGAGAUGGCAUACAUUAUCUCGCAAAUUUUAUACUAAGGGCUGAAUGUGCAUUUACUAACUUACAGUAGAUGGUUUCUAUGAUCCCAAAAAGACUAGUUUGGCUAAUUUGAGAUAGAUUUGGUAUCAGCAGACCUUUCUUAAAUGUAUCUCUUGUUUUUGAUAAUAUCUAAGCUGACUGGGGGGGUUGUGGAUGCUAUCAGAGCUCCUGUGUGUGUGUGUGUGUGUGUGUGAGCGUGUAUUUAUCACUUUGUGGGGACCAAAUGUCCCCAUAAGGAUAGUAAAACCCGAAAUUUUUUACCUUGUGGGGACAUUUUGUCGGUCCCCAUGAGGAAAACAGCUUAUAAAUCACACUAAAUUAUGUUUUUUGAAAAGGUAAACAUGCAGAAAGUUUUCUGUGAGGGUUAGGUUUAGGGGUAGGGUUAGGUUUAGGGGAUAGAAUAUAAAGUUUGUACAGUAUAAAAACCAUUAUGUCUAUGGAAAGUCCCCAUAAAACAUGGAAACACAACUGUGUGUGUGUGUGUGUGUGUGUGUGUGUGUGUGUGUGUGUGUGUGUGUGUGUGUGUGUGUGUGUGUGUGUGAGUGUGUGAGUGAGCGUGUAUUUAUCACUUUGUGGGGACCAAAUGUCCCCAUAAGGAUAGUAAAACCCGAAAUUUUUGACCUUGUGGGGACAUUUUGUCGGUCCCCAUGAGGAAAACAGCUUAUAAAUCAUACUAAAUUAUGUUUUUUGAAAAUGUAAAAAUGCAGAAAGUUUUCUGUGAGGGUUAGGUUUAGGGGUAGGGUUAGGUUUAGGGGAUAGAAUAUAAAGUUUGUACAGUAUAAAAACCAUUAUGUCUAUGGAAAGUCCCCAUAAAACAUGGAAACACAACUGUGUGUGUGUGUGUGUGUGUGUGUGGUGCUGCUGCUGCUGCAAAUCCACACAUGCACAACAGUGUCUUGUGAUUCCAGGAAUCCAGGGUUCCUUCAUAUUGAAUGACUGUCACACCACAUCCGACACCUUAACUAUUUUUGUGUUGUUCCUGUUUUGUCUCAGUUGGUGGAUGAAGAAUUAAACUAGUAGACUCCAUAAUGUGUAGAUUCCAACUGCUGCUGAGUGAUUCCUGGGUAUUAAUACUGAACAAUUGAGCUGUGUCUGAAAUCUUUAUCUGGAAUGGAUUCAACAACAGAGAAUUGAUGUGAAAUAAAAUUUUUGCAAACUCUAAA
Xyrauchen texanus (razorback sucker) is the source of this 5924-nucleotide messenger RNA. Its product is annotated as protein kinase C alpha type-like. Bases 72 to 2117 code for a protein of 681 amino acids. Gene Ontology annotation, biological process: protein phosphorylation. The transcript has 18 exons. The record is from RefSeq and is a predicted model, not a curated record. NCBI's taxonomy places the organism in Eukaryota, Metazoa, Chordata, Actinopteri, Cypriniformes, Catostomidae. Gene Ontology annotation, molecular function: zinc ion binding; ATP binding; diacylglycerol-dependent serine/threonine kinase activity.